AUGAAUUGGACAGGCGGCCAGCUGCAGCGAGGUUCUUACCGCUCAGGCCUGCUGACAAAAGCCCAGAAGCAGAAUUUCGCCAGGUCUCGAUCAAAUGCGAAGGGCACGGCCAUUCACCCGCCUUCUCCAUUUCGCAACUUCCCUGGUUCUGGACCAUGGAAGGGCUUGAGCGCAAGUGAUAGAGGUGCUGAGACAAAUACAGGAGAUCAGCCCGCAGUGGAGCCAGCUUCACAUUCACAUGAAGAAUCUACAUCUAAUAUUGGAACUGGGUUGAGCAAUAGCAAACGCCAGCUCCUCAAAGAGCCUGACUGGGGUGCUGUGUCUGCGACUCGUCCCCUCGAGCUCGCCUUUACAAGUGUUGAGGAAGUUGAGCGGUUUGGAAAGCGGCGCAGGCUGAAUGACAACGACAGAAGGCGACUGGUGGCAGCUAAGGACAACAGAUCUACAUUUUUCGAGCUCCCCAAAUAUCCACGGAGAGAAAGACACACGUCCUCGAUUAUCGAUACGGGCGAAGACAUUCAGAUCCAAAUCAACGGACGACCGGUUGGUACGCAUGUCAACAACAGCUCAGGGGCGGGCAUGUGUAGUCUGUCAUCCCAGUCAAUGCUUCUCGAUCAUGAGGGUACUGCUGUCUCCGAACAGGAGGAGAAAGAAAAUUUGACGUCCACCUGGAUCACCAAUUUAUUUCCCCCAAUCCCAGUGAGAGCCUUCCGGGAUUAA
Molecule: messenger RNA, 720 nt
Organism: Penicillium arizonense
Lineage: Eukaryota; Fungi; Ascomycota; Eurotiomycetes; Eurotiales; Aspergillaceae
Exons: 2
Coding region: 1-720 (239 amino acids)
Source: RefSeq, a predicted model, not a curated record